AUGGUUUGUCGGAUGUACGAGUUUGUCCCCUGGUGUCUCACCCCCCCUCUGGUGUCUCACUCCCCCUCUGGUGUCUCACUCCCCCCCUGGUGUCUCACCUCCCCCCCUGGUGUCUCACCUCCCCCCCCUGGUGUCUCCCUCCCCCCCUGGUGUCUCACUCCCCCUCCCCCUCUGGUGUCUCACUCCCCCUCCCCCUCUGGUUGUCUCACUCCCCCUCUAGUGUCUCACUCCCCCUCUGGUGUCUCACUCCCCCCUGGUGUCUCACUCCCCCUCCCCCCCUGGUGUCUCACUCCCCCUCUGGUGUCUCACUCCCCCUCUGGUGUCUCACUCCCCCUCCCCAUCUGGUGUCUCACUCCCCCUCUGGUGUCUCACUCCCCCUCUGGUGUCUCACUCCCCCUCCCCAUCUGGUGUCUCACUCCCCCUCUGGUGCCUCACUCCCCCUCUGGUGUCUCACUCCCCCUCUGGUGUCUCACUCCCCCUCUGGUGUCUCACUCCCCCUCUGGUGUCUCACUCCCCCUCUGGUGUCUCACUCCCCCUCCCCCCUUGGUGUCUCACUCCCCCUCUGGUGUCUCACUCCCCCUCCCCAUUUGGUGUCUCACUCCCCCUCUGGUGUCUCACUCCCCCUCUGGUGUCUCACUCCCCCUCCCCAUCUGGUGUCUCACUCCCCCUCUGGUGUCUCACUCCCCCUCUGGUGUCUCACUCCCCCUCCCCCUCUGGUGUCUCACUCCCCCUCCCCCCCCGGUGUCUCACUCCCCCCCCCGGUGUCUCACUCCCCCUCCCCCCCCGGUGUCUCACUCCCCCUCCCCCCCUGGUGUCUCACUCCCCCUCCCCCCCUGGUGUCUCACUCCCCCUCCCCCCCUGGUGUCUCACUCCCCCUCCCCCCCUGGUGUCUCACUCCCACUCCCCCCCUGGUGUCUCCCCUCCCCCCCUGGUGUCUCACUCCCCCUCCCCCCCUGGUGUCUCACUCCCCCUCCCCCCCUGGUGUCUCCCCUCCCCCCCUGGUGUCUCACUCCCCCUCCCCCCCUGGUGUCUCACUCCCCCUCCCCCCCUGGUGUCUCACUCCCCCUCCCCCCCUGGUGUCUCACUCCCCCUGGUCUCUGGUACCUGUUGGGGCCUGGUGCCUCAGACAGAGGUUUCCAUGGUCUUGGGGGCGGAGCUCCAGGAUGA
Knipowitschia caucasica is the source of this 1167-nucleotide messenger RNA. The record is from the annotation of a GenBank genome assembly. NCBI's taxonomy places the organism in Eukaryota, Metazoa, Chordata, Actinopteri, Gobiiformes, Gobiidae.